AUGGAGAAUAAUACAAUACAGCAAUUAGCUGCACUUGUGAAACAGACAACGGACCCUGAGAUGAGCGGGCUCUCUCAACUAGGGAUCCUUGCUAUCAGAAACCUAAAUAGCAUAUUGGAUACAACCUUACAUAAAGAGAUCUUAGAUUAUCAAUCUGCACUUACAUUUUUAAACAAUCAUACUACUUUAAUCAAUUCAAUCAAUAUCCUUGCUGGAAAGUUUGAACCUAUCAAACAUUAUUUAGAUGCUCAUAUUUCUCUUCUGACCUUCAAUGAUUCUAUAUCAUUAUUGUCACAGGCAUAUCUUUAUCAAUUAAAACUGAUCAAAUCGAUUAAAUUUAAAAUCGUAACAAACUUGAUAACAGCUAAUUGUUUCAUUAUAAAUUUUAACCUUUCUGAGGUGCCCACCAACCUACAUUCUACCAUCCAUAAAUUCAUAAGCGCAAUUCAGAAUUCUCUUCAGAUUGCCACUAGAGAUGAAGACUAUCAAUUGUUAAACCAUAUAUUUGUGCUAUUUACAGAUUUACAGGACGUCUAUGAUAACAGUAAAGGAAAUAUCCCUACCUCUACGAUGAUAUCAACAAUGCCUGGUAUGGUUGCGGCGUUUGAGAGCAUGAAAUUCCUACAGAGACCAGACUUGAACGUCGGAUAA
Molecule: messenger RNA, 651 nt
Organism: Maudiozyma barnettii
Lineage: Eukaryota; Fungi; Ascomycota; Saccharomycetes; Saccharomycetales; Saccharomycetaceae
Exons: 1
Coding region: 1-651 (216 amino acids)
Source: RefSeq, a predicted model, not a curated record